Molecule: messenger RNA, 982 nt
Organism: Cyclopterus lumpus (lumpfish)
Lineage: Eukaryota; Metazoa; Chordata; Actinopteri; Perciformes; Cyclopteridae
Product: whirlin-like
Exons: 6
Coding region: 323-982 (219 amino acids)
Biological process (GO): sensory perception of sound; auditory receptor cell stereocilium organization
Cellular component (GO): photoreceptor inner segment; plasma membrane; cilium
Molecular function (GO): protein binding
Source: RefSeq, a predicted model, not a curated record
CCAUGUUGUCAGAGGUGAGGAGUCUGGUGGCUCCGCAGGACCUUGAGUUGUAUGACAGGCUGGUGUUGCACCGUGAGAGGGAGGCCCACAAGAGCUGGCAUAGAGACCUGGGAGUGCUACAUCCACAGGGCCACUGCAACCAUUCGGCCUCUUUGAUCCAUGAUGCAGACCCUUCUAUGGAUGAAAUGCAGGCUUCAGAUGAAUAUUCUCCAUUCUUCAAGACUGCCCUUCUCCAUGCUCAGAGCAAGCCAUCCAAGGAGAAGGAGCAUAACCGGAAGCCUUCAGAUCCAGCUCCUAUGAGAAGUCCAAGGCACCAUCUCCCAUGCAAUCCCCUCAUCCAUCACCCCAUCUUACGCCAUGUGCCUCCCCCUGUCCCUCUUUCAUCACACCUACUGCUCCAUCCUGUUGUCCGGACCAGCACUGCUCACCUGCCUUCACCCAGAAAGUCAUCAUAACAGACAUGAACCGGCUGUCUGCAGACUCAACACAACAGCAAAGAGGGGCUAACCUGUCCCAGCUGUCAGACAGUGGCCAGACUCUGAGUGAGGACAGCGGGGUCGAUAUAGCCGAAGCAGGAGGCCUCAGUAAGGAUGGCAGCCCUCAACCCAGCAAGAACCAGCAAGGCAAUCUGGAACAGCCAGGGACCCAUGUACUUCUUCAAGGGACCAGACAACAGAGUGGUUCACUGGACCCAGUUCCCACAGCUAUGUUGGUACGAGUGGUGAAAAAUGCCAACACCCUUGGCAUUGCUAUAGAGGGGGGAGCCAACACACGACAACCAUUGCCGCGCAUAGUCACCAUUCAGAAAGGAGGCUCUGCUCAUAACUGCGGUCAGCUGAAGGUUGGUCAGGUCAUCCUGGAGGUCAAUGGUAUUUCUCUGAGAGGUCGGGAGCACAAGGUUGCUGCCCAAAUCAUAGCUGAGGCAUUCAAGAUCAAAGAGAAGGACCAAAUUGAGUUCCUGGUUGUUGAGCAAGGACUCUAG